AUGGCCGACUUGUUGCUCCGCCUCACGCUGACCUGUGCUCGCCUUAUGGCCGAACUGUUGCUCCGAGUCCGCCUGACGAGCCACCUGUUUCUCCGGAUCUGUUUCUCCGCCUAACGGCGACGUGUUUCUCCGGACCUGUUUCUCCGCCUAACGGCGACCUGUUUCUCCGGACCUGUUUCUCCGCCUAACGCCCGAGCUGUUGCUCCGCCUAACUCCUGACCUGUGCUCGCCUCACGCCCGACAUGUUGCUCCACCUCACGCCCAGCCUGUUGAUCGGUGGACGGGUAAGCGCGCAUGGCAUCGGAAGGAGCUCGAAAAGUAUAAGAUGGAUAAUUGCGUGAAAAUCAAACUAAAAGAAUGCAAUCUUGAGGAGUUAAUCCCCACAUUUGAAGCACAGGAGCGAACCUUUCCUCGUUUUUAGGUCAAUUUGAAUACAAUUCAGAGGGGUGGCAUGGGGGCGCAGUGGGUAGUGCUGUCGCAUCACAGCAAGAUGGUCGCUGGUUUGAGCCUUGGAUGGGUUUCCCCUCCACAGUCCAAUGACAUGCGGUGUAGCUGAAUUGGAUUGGGACCAAUAUUGCUGAGUAUCUUCAUCCAUUGAAUUCAAGAAUCUAUUGAGUUUCCUCAUGUUCUCAUCCUUGGAGACCACCACUUCUUUCAAGCCUUUGCUCACGUGCUGUGCUAUUUAUUAUUGCAAAGUACAUUACUUGCCAAAGUGGACGUUUGCUAUAAAGCAUUCUACAUCUUUGGUGUGAACUACCCCAAGCAGUGUUCCCUGGUGUGGCAGACUGUGGUUUAUGGACAUCCUGGGGAGGAGACACUAGCAGUAAGGGUUCUGCUAGCAUUAAUUUUUGCUGACAAACAGUAAUAAUUAAUACUGUGACCUCACUGCUUCCUUGGAUUCUGUGUUCUUUAACUUGUACUUUGGAUUGUGGGGGAAAAGGAGCACCCAGAGAAAACCCACACGAACACGGGGAAAACAUGCAAACUCCACACAGAAACACCAACUGACCCAGCUGAGGCUUAAACCACCGACCUUGUUGCUGUGAGGCAAUCGUACUACCCAGUGUGCCACCAUGACACCCAUUUCUAAAGAAUAGUUUUAAUAACUCAUUUCUAAUAACUGAUUUCUUUUCUCUUUGCUAUGAUGACGGCACAUAAUAAUGGACUCGAUAUUUUUUAAGACACUCUACACUGCAGUUACAUUGCAACUAAUGUUUCUUACAGACUCUUUUAUAUCUCAGGAUUGAUGUUUGCACAUGAUUGUUCGAGUAAAAGUUAAAAAAAGUUUUCCUAUUUCAAAUUUGUUUUAAAAUGCUUCCAUCCUCAGGUUUCAUUUUAACUUUUAUAUCUGUUUUUUCUUCAAAACUGCAUUUACAUUGAACUUGAUCAUCCUUACUGAUGAUUGCUUUAUAGCUCAUAUAUUGAUGUUUGCACAUAAUUGUUAAAGGGAAAGUUAUAAAAUGUUUUCUUAUUUUUUCUUAAUAUAAAAUUUGUAUUUUCUUAGUUUUUAUUGUUUGUUUUGUUUUUUCAAGCUGUUUGAUGCCUUUUCAUUAUUACUUUCACAUAUUUUUUUCUGCAUUGCAGUUGAUGAUUUAUAUGAGAAUAUGUUGAUGUUUGUGCUCAAAUUACUUUCUGACUUCAGUCAUUUAGAUGCAUUUUCAUUAUUACUUCCUUAUACUAUUGUUUUUCUCUACUCUGCAAUAACAUUGCAAUUGCCUUACUGAUGAUUCCUGAUUUAUAAAUGAUGCAAAUGUUUUUGAAUGUAUUUCAAAUAUGCAUUUUCUUAAGGUAAUUUGUCUGAUUUCAGUCUGAUGCAUUGUUACUGAACUUUAGUCAGUGUUUCUGUGAUACAGUUUGAUAAAUUUUCACAGAAAUCGUCUUAACCCUUUAA
Messenger RNA from Danio rerio (zebrafish), 1891 nucleotides. The record is from RefSeq. NCBI's taxonomy places the organism in Eukaryota, Metazoa, Chordata, Actinopteri, Cypriniformes, Danionidae.